UUUGAUUUGUUACACUUAGACACCAAGCACCCAGCUGGACUGGUUCUCAUGACCGACCAAGUCACCUGUGUUAUUUGUCUUGGGAUUCUGUACCGUCCCGCCGUUUUACCUUGUAAGCACGUCUUUUGCCAAGAGUGCAUUCUUUCUGCCGCCGAAAAGACAGCCUACCAAUGUCCGAUUUGUCGCUGCCGAAUUUCCAACUGGCUACGCAAACUGAAGGAUCGGAAGUCUUUGGUGAACGAAGAUCACGAAAACCAACUCCGUGAGAUGUUCCCCCGUUACUAUCAUGGUAAAGAGAUUGGUCUUUCUCCGAUGCUUUCAAAGUCCGAGCAGCGCUGUCUGAAGGAUCUGACUAAUACGGAUCAUUGCGAGACCUCUGCCUCACAAGGAGAAGUAUUUUCGGAGUAUUUGAAAGAAGUAGAGAAAUUUCGGAAGCUGAAGGUACUGGAAGACCAAAAGAACGAAGAGGCCUCUUUAGCGCUUGCAUUUCAACUCCUCGAAGAAGAUAGGUUAUCACUGUCGGCAGACCGUCCCUUUCCCGACUCAUCCCGUCAAACUCUGUCUUCAUCUUCUCCUUCGACGAGGAUUAUUUCUCCCAGUCAAAACAGGCCCACCGUAUCAAAGCCCAACAGAACAUUAUUAGACUACUCCAUUGAUUCUCACCGUCUGUCCUCUGUGUGCGAAUCUGAUGGUUCCAGUUUCUCUGCCCAAGGCCAGAUUGCGCAAGACGAGGCAUUUGCCCGCAAGUUACAAGCGAAAUACUCGUUGCCCUUACGAACACCACCUAUCACUCGAUCCAAGCAACGAGUUCUCCGUUCAAGGCGACGUUAGGCAACUUUGCGUGACUAUUAAGCUUAGUCAUCGGUGUGUAUUGCAGUGUAUAUCAAGA
This is a messenger RNA of Opisthorchis viverrini, 889 nucleotides long. RefSeq lists its product as hypothetical. Gene Ontology annotation, cellular component: site of double-strand break; nucleus. Gene Ontology annotation, biological process: double-strand break repair. The transcript is spliced from 4 exons. Gene Ontology annotation, molecular function: ubiquitin-protein transferase activity; nucleosome binding. The record is from RefSeq and is a predicted model, not a curated record. NCBI's taxonomy places the organism in Eukaryota, Metazoa, Platyhelminthes, Trematoda, Opisthorchiida, Opisthorchiidae. The coding region runs from base 49 to 831 and encodes 260 amino acids.